Malus domestica (apple) is the source of this 7059-nucleotide messenger RNA. RefSeq lists its product as uncharacterized. Gene Ontology annotation, biological process: cell morphogenesis. Gene Ontology annotation, cellular component: site of polarized growth; cell cortex. The record is from RefSeq and is a predicted model, not a curated record. NCBI's taxonomy places the organism in Eukaryota, Viridiplantae, Streptophyta, Magnoliopsida, Rosales, Rosaceae.
AACAGUCUGUUCUUUCUUACGCCCUUUGUUCUUGUUCGUAGAGCUUUUCUGCUCUAACGAUCUCAUUUUCCUUCGCUCCAAAAUCACGCUACCAAAAGUCCCCAGAUUCCACCGCGAAUUUCACAAAUUCCGCUGCUUUUAGGGUUGGGCGGCGGAGCGAAUGCCAGCGGAGGGGGGGGGGUUCGGAGCUGAGCUGGCAGCGUAGACGAAGCGAAUCGUAGAGUGAAACAAUGAAGGCGGGAAGCGCCGCGAAGCUUAUCGUCGACGCCCUGCUCCAGCGGUUUCUUCCUCUCGCACGGCGUCGUAUUGAAACUGCUCAAGCUCAGGAUGGGCAGUAUCUCCGACCAUCUGACCCUGCUUAUGAGCAAGUGCUGGAUUCAUUAGCUAUGGUAGCACGGCAUACACCGAUACCUCUUUUAGAAGCUCUUCUAAGAUGGAGAGAAGGUGAAUCCCCAAAAGGCGCAAAUGACGCAUCUACAUUCCAAAGAAAGCUUGCGGUGGAGUGCAUUUUUUGCUCAGCAUGUAUUCGCUUUGUUGAGUGUUGUCCACAAGAGGGACUUACAGAGAAACUUUGGUCUGGGCUUGAAAAUUUUGUGUUUGACUGGCUGAUCAAUGCUGACAGGGUUGUUAGUCAGGUUGAAUAUCCUUCAUUGGUUGACCUGCGAGGACUUCUUCUGGACUUAGUUGCUCAGCUCUUGGGUGCCUUGUCUCGCAUCAGGUUUAGCUCGGUCACUGAGCGCUUUUUCAUGGAACUCAGUAUUCGUCGAAUCGACACUAGUGUUGCCCGAAGUGAAACACUUAGUAUCAUUAAUGGAAUGCGCUACUUGAAACUUGGGGUAAAAACUGAGGGUGGACUGAAUGCAUCUGCUUCCUUUGUGGCAAAAGCAAACCCUCUCAAUCGUGCACCACAUAAACGCAAAAGUGAGCUCCAUCAUGCUCUAUGCAAUAUGCUUUCAAAUAUCCUAGCACCUUUGGCAGAUGGUGGAAAAAGCCAGUGGCCACCUUUAGGUGUAGAUCCUGCACUUACACUCUGGCAUGAAGCUGUUGGGCGGAUAAGAGGACAACUUAUCCAUUGGAUGGAAAAACAAAGCAAACAUAUUGCUGUUGGUUACCCUUUGGUAACUCUUCUUCUCUGUCUUGGCGAUGAUACAUUUUUCAUCCACAACUUAAGCCCUCACAUGGAUCAACUCUACAAGCUUCUUAGAGACAAGACCCAUCGUUUCAUGGCCUUGGACUGUCUUCAUCGAGUUUUGAGGUUUUACUUGAGCGUCCAUGCAUUAGGCCAGUCGCAUAAUCGUACAUGGGAUUACUUGGACAGUGUUACCUCACAACUGUUAACGGUUCUGAAGAAAGGAAUGCUUACUCAGGAUGUCCAACAUGAUAAACUUGUGGAGUUCUGUGUGACUAUAGCAGAACAUAACCUUGAUUUUGCCAUGAACCAUAUGAUACUGGAACUGCUGAAACAAGAUAGUCCUAGUGAAGCAAAGGUUAUUGGUCUCCGUGCUUUGCUCGCCAUUGUAAUGUCACCUUCAAGUCCGCAUGUUGGCCUGGACAUAUUCAAAGGUCAUGAUAUUGGCCAUUAUAUUCCAAAAGUGAAGGCUGCAAUUGAGUCAAUUUUGAGGUCUUGCCAUAGAACCUAUAGUCAGGCUCUUCUGACGUCUUCAAGGACCACCAUAGAUUCUGCAACCAAGGAAAAGUCUCAAGGAUAUCUCUUCCGCUCUGUGCUGAAAUGCAUACCGUAUCUAAUAGAAGAGGUUGGACGGAGUGAUAAAAUCACUGAAAUAAUACCUCAACAUGGGAUAAGCAUUGAUCCUGGUGUUCGCGAGGAAGCUGUGCAGGUACUGAACCGGAUUGUGAGAUACCUUCCCCAUCGUCGCUUUGCAGUGAUGAGAGGGAUGGCGAACUUCGUCCUACGACUUCCUGAUGAAUUCCCACUUCUAAUUCAAACAUCAUUAGGCCGUUUGUUGGAACUCAUGCGUUUUUGGAGAGCAUGUUUAAUUGAUGAUAGACUGGAAUGUGAUUCUCAAGACACAAAACGCGUAGGGCGAAAUGAUGGAUUUAAGAAACCUUCUUUCCAUAUAGCAGGAGAGUUGAUUGAGUUUCGUGCAUCAGAGAUAGAUGCAGUUGGUCUUAUCUUCCUUAGUUCUGUUGACAGCCAGAUUAGACAUACUGCACUGGAGUUAUUGCGGUGUGUACGUGCUUUAAGGAAUGAUAUACGGUACCUUACAAUAUCCGCACAGCCUGAUCAUAGUCUGAAAUAUGAACCUGAACCAAUAUUUAUAAUUGAUGUCUUGGAAGAGCAUGGGGAUGACAUCGUCCAGAGCUGCUAUUGGGAUUCUGGGCGUCCAUCUGAUUUGAGACGAGAAUCUGAUGCAAUCCCUCCUGACGUGACACUUCAGUCUAUAAUAUUUGAGAGCCCUGAUAAGAACAGGUGGGCUCGUUGUCUUAGUGAGCUUGUCAAAUACGCUGCGGAACUUUGCCCAAGAUCUGUCCAUGAAGCAAAGGCAGAGGUAAUGCAACGUCUGGCUCAUGUCACACCUGUUGAGUUGGGUGGGAAGGCUCAUCAGUCACAAGAUGCAGACAGCAAACUGGAGCAGUGGCUCAUGUAUGCAAUGUUCGUAUGUUCAUGUCCACCAAAUAAUAGAGAAGCUGGUAGUAUAGUUGCAACCAAAGAUCUUUACCAUCUAAUUUUUCCGUCUCUAAAAUCUGGAUCUGAGGCACAUAUACAUGCAGCAACAAUGACUCUUGGCCGCUCGCAUUUGGAAGCAUGUGAAAUCAUGUUUACUGAGCUUGCAUCUUUCAUUGAUGAGGUUUCCUCAGAGACAGAGGCAAAGCCAAAGUGGAAGAGUCAAAAAUCUCGCCGGGAGGAGCUUCGUAUCCAUAUUGCAAAUAUAUUUCGUACUGUUGCUGAGAAUGUAUGGCCUGGCAUGCUGGCCCGUAAGCCAGUUUUCCGUCUCCACUAUCUGAAGUUCAUCGAUGAAACAACCAGACAGAUAUUGACAGCACCUGCUGAAAACUUCCAAGAUAUGCAGCCUCUCCGCUUUGCACUUGCUUCUGUUCUAAGAUCACUAGCCCCCGAAUUUGUUGAGUCAAAAUCAGAGAAAUUUGAUGUCAGAACUAGAAAGCGACUGUUUGAUCUUCUUCUCUCCUGGUGUGAUGACACAGGCAGUACCUGGGGCCAAGAAGGUGUUAGUGAUUAUCGACGUGAGGUGGAACGUUAUAAGUCUUCUCAGAAUGCCCGGUCAAAAGAUUCUGUGGACAAAAUAUCAUUUGAUAAAGAACUUAGUGAACAGGUGGAGGCCAUCCAGUGGGCCUCCAUGAAUGCUAUGGCUUCACUCUUAUACGGGCCUUGCUUUGAUGAUAAUGCAAGGAAGAUGAGUGGCCGUGUUAUAUCUUGGAUCAACAGUUUGUUCAUUGAGCCAGCACCUAGGGCUCCAUUUGGGUACUCACCAGCUGACCCAAGAACUCCAUCAUAUUCGAAGUACAAUGGAGAAGGAGGUCGUGGGACUGGUGGUCGUGAUAGGCAUAGGGGUGGUCAUCAUCGUGUUUCUUUAGCAAAACUGGCUUUGAAGAAUCUAUUACAAACAAAUUUGGACCUGUUUCCUGCUUGUAUUGAUCAGUGCUAUUACUCUGAUGCUGCUAUAGCUGAUGGAUACUUCAGUGUGCUGGCUGAGGUCUACAUGCGCCAAGAGAUACCAAAAUGUGAAAUCCAGAGACUUUUGAGUCUAAUUCUCUAUAAGGUUGUAGAUCCAUCAAGACAAAUCCGUGAUGAUGCCCUUCAGAUGCUUGAGACACUUUCUGUUCGCGAGUGGGCUGAGGAUGGCAUUGAGAGCUCAGUGAAUUAUCGGGCUGCUGUUGUGGGUAACCUUCCUGAUUCCUACCAACAGUUUCAAUACAAGCUCUCAUGUAAACUUGCCAAAGAUCAUCCUGAGUUGAGUCAGCUUCUAUGCGAGGAGAUUAUGCAGAGGCAACUUGAUGCUGUUGAUAUAAUUGCACAGCAUCAGGUCUUAACAUGCAUGGCUCCUUGGAUUGAGAACUUAAAUUUCUGGAAACUUAAGGACUCGGGUUGGAGGAGAUUACUAAAAAGUCUUUACUACGUGACAUGGCGGCAUGGUGACCACUUUCCUGAUGAAAUUGAGAAACUUUGGAGUACAAUUGCUAGCAAACCCAGGAACAUUAGUCCUGUUUUAGAUUUCUUGAUCACAAAAGGGAUAGAGGACUGUGAUUCAAAUGCAUCUGCAGAAAUAAGUGGUGCUUUUGCUACAUAUUUCUCUGUUGCAAAGCGAGUAAGUUUAUACUUAGCACGGGUAUGUCCUCAGCGAACAAUUGACCACCUGGUUUACCAGUUAGCUCAGCGCAUGCUGGAGGAUAGCAUAGAUCCAAUUGGGCCAAUUGCAAAUAAGAUUGAUGCUAAUGGAAAUUUUGUGCUAGAAUUCUCUCAAGGGCCUGCAGUUCCCCAAAUUCCGUCACUGGUGGACAUCCAGCCACACAUGUCACCAUUACUUGUCCGGGGCUCCUUUGAUGGUCCAUUAAGGAAUGCAAGUGGGAGCCUCAGCUGGCGAACAGCAGGUGUGACAGGCCGAAGUGUCUCUGGCCCAAUAGGUCCAAUGCCUCCUGAGUUGAACAUUGUUCCUGCAAAUGCGGGCCGUUCAGGUCAGCUCCUUCCAGCACUGGUUAAUAUGUCGGGGCCUUUAAUGGGGGUCAGAAGUUCAACUGGAAGCUUGCGGAGUCGCCAUGUUUCUCGGGACAGUGGAGACUAUCUUAUUGAUACUCCAAACUCGGGUGAAGACGGGUUGCACUCUGGGGUUUCCAUGCAUGGGAUUAGUGCAAAAGAACUUCAGUCGGCCUUGCAGGGCCAUCAACAACAUUCACUGACACAUGCAGAUAUAGCAUUGAUCCUACUCGCAGAAAUUGCAUAUGAAAAUGAUGAAGAUUUUCGCGAGCACUUGCCCCUUCUCUUUCAUGUUACAUUUGUUUCGAUGGAUAGUUCGGAAGACAUUGUGCUGGAACACUGCCAACAUCUGCUCGUUAAUCUUCUAUACUCUCUUGCAGGACGGCACUUGGAACUGUAUGAGGUUGAAAAUAGUGAUGGAGAGAACAAGCAGCAGGUUGUGAGCCUGAUCAAGUAUGUCCAGUCAAAGCGAGGAAGCAUGAUGUGGGAAAAUGAGGACCCCACGGUCGUGAGAUCUGAGCUUCCAAGUGCAGCGUUGUUGUCUGCUCUAGUUCAGAGCAUGGUGGAUGCUAUCUUCUUCCAAGGAGAUCUUCGUGAGACCUGGGGAGCCGAGGCACUGAAAUGGGCCAUGGAGUGCACAUCGAGACACCUAGCCUGCCGCUCACAUCAGAUUUACCGUGCAUUGCGGCCUAGUGUCACAAGCGAUAUGUGUGUGUUGCUCCUUCGGUGCCUUCAAAGGUGCCUAGGAAAUCCAGUACCUCCUGUUUUAGGAUUCAUUAUGGAAAUCCUGUUGACAUUGCAAGUGAUGGUGGAGAACAUGGAACCAGAAAAGGUGAUACUUUACCCCCAACUCUUUUGGGGGUGUGUAGCUAUGAUGCACACAGAUUUUGUUCACGUCUACUGUCAAGUGCUUGAACUAUUCUCACGUGUGAUUGACCGUCUAUCGUUCCGAGACAGAACAACAGAAAAUGUGCUCCUUUCGAGCAUGCCUCGGGAUGAGUUGGAUACCAAUAAUGACAUUGGGGACUUCCAGCGAAUGGAAACCAGGAGUGGCUAUGAGCAGCCUCCAUCUGGUGGAAAUCUGCCGACAUUUGAAGGUGUGCAACCUCUUGUUCUUAAAGGACUCAUGUCAACAGUUAGUCAUGGUGUUUCAAUUGAAGUUCUCUCACGGAUCACAGUGCAUUCAUGUGAUUCUAUAUUUGGAGGUGCUGAGACAAGACUCUUGAUGCACAUCACAGGCCUACUUCCCUGGCUCUGCUUGCAGCUUAGCAAGGAUCCGGUGUUGGGGCCUGCGUCACCGCUGCAACAGCAGUUCCAGAAAGCUUGCUCUGUUGCGGCCAACAUCUCUAUUUGGUGUAGAGCAAAAUCAUUAGAUGAAUUGGCUACUGUAUUUAUGAUUUACUCACGUGGUGAGAUCAAAAGCAUCAACAACCUCCUUGCUUGUGUCUCGCCACUCUUAUGCAAUGCGUGGUUCCCAAAGCACUCAGCUUUGGCUUUCGGGCACUUGUUACGAUUACUGGAGAAAGGGCCAGUUGAGUAUCAGCGUGUGAUACUGCUCAUGCUCAAGGCAUUGCUCCAGCAUACUCCCAUGGAUGCUGCCCAAAGUCCACACAUGUAUGCAAUUGUGUCCCAGUUGGUAGAGAGCACACUGUGCUGGGAGGCACUGAGUGUCCUAGAAGCUCUUCUGCAAAGCUGCAGCUCAGUGCCAGGUUCUCAUCCUCACGAACCUGGGACGUUUGAGAACGGGAUUGGUGGUGGUGAUGACAAAAUGCUAGCUCCUCAGACCUCAUUUAAGGCUCGCAGCGGGCCCCUACAGUAUGGUAUGACAUCUCCAAUUACAACAGGUUCAACGCCAGCGCACGGGAGUGCAACGGAGUCCGGAAUCUCACCUAGAGAAGUGGCUUUGCAAAACACAAGGCUCAUGCUGGGGCGGGUUCUUGCCAGCUGUGCGCUGGGGAAGAGAAGAGAUUACAGAAGGCUGGUACCUUUUGUGACCAGCAUUGGGAACCCCUAACUUACAAGCUGUAUGUUUUCUUCUAUUUCUUUUGUUUUUCAAUGGCAUCGUUAUACACUAGGGGGUAGCCCCUCCCCACAUUGUAGAGGUUCAACCGUCUAUUCGAUUCCCUUAGGAGUUAUAUAUUUGAUGUAUAUUAGUGGAUGAUGCGCGCGGGGCAUUUGAGAAAGUUUUCCAUACAUGAUGAUGCGCCGGUGCAUGGGAAUUUUGUAAAUAGGGUAGUGGUUUGGGAAGCUAAUAGUGUAAUACUUUGCACAGUAAAACGCCUUGUAGAGGCCUUUUCUGUCAAGGAUAUUUUACAUGCACGCUUUUGCCAAUUAUAAUUGUUUGCGUUGCUGCUCUCCAUCUCAAAUGUCAAGUCCCUUGAAUUUAA